CAGCAUGGAAAUAAUCAGCCAAUCAGAGGAGGAGGAACACUAUCGAGGACCAAUCCGCCGACACAGAAGCCGCCUAGCCCGCCGCCCAUAACAGGGCCGAUAUCGGGACGUGGCACUCUAGGGUAAGAUGUCCUUUUUUUAUUUUUAUGAAUGAAUCACUUUUUAUCUCAACUAUUAAUUGAGCCAACAUGUUAGAAGGCAGGGCAUUUGGAAUCCUAGCCGGUGCACAAAGUUAGUCACGUCCUGAUAUUUUAUAUAAAGUAACAGUGUAUCACUAAGCAGGCACUAAUUCUGGGCUUUAGUCACUGCUGUGGAACAUCCAGCUGAAUAGAUAAGUUGGAUUUGAAAUGGUCCUGUGCAGAUUUUCACUGACUGUUACUGUAUAGAGCAUUUCAGUUUGUUGAGGCCAUGGUCAUUUAAAGGUUGUGGGAAAGGUUACUAUGUUGUUGGUAUGCUGUGCAUGUACAUUUACACGUGGGGUUGGGCGCCAAUGUACAUCGUGGCCAGGGGCGGACUGGGAACACACCGGUCCAUUUUAUUCCUUGAGGCCUCCACACCGGCCCAUUUCUGUUUUUCCUUGAGGCCCCUAUUAUGAGCCAGAUAAAUAUUAUUUUGUGCAAAAACCCCAAGGUAGACAGGCCCACUGGGGCUAGAAAUAGACCAGUCCAUCUGGCAUUUGCCAGGAAUGCCAGAUGUCCAGUCCGCCCCUGAUCGUGCAUUGCAUUCUAUUGCAUUCCAACUAAACUUUCACAUUUUAGGAGGUAACUUCCUUUUAUUAAUAAAAAAUGAAAAGCUGAAGUCAAUAAGUAUAAGUAUUCAACCCCUUUGUUAUGGCAAGCCUAAAUAAGUGCAGGAGUAAAAAUGUGCUUAAAGUCACAUAAGUUGAAUAGACUCACUCUGUGUGCAAUAAUCGUGUUUAACAUGAUUUGUGAAUGACUACCUCAUCUCUGUACCCCAACCAUACAAUUAUCUGUAAGGUCCCUCAGUCUAAUAGUGAAUUUCAAACACACAUUCAACCACAAAUACCAGGGAGGUUUUCCAAUGCCUCACAAAGAAGGGCACCUAUUUGUUAGAUAAACAUUUCUAAAAAAUGUUUUUAAAACGUACAUGUAAAAUUGAAUGGACCCCUGAUUCUCAUGCAUUAUGAUUCAUUCUGGUCUUAUUCUCCUUUUAUCUCCUCCUUUCUGUCUUUGGUUGACUUUGACAGACGCAACACGCCCUAUAAAACUCUAGAGCCGGUGAGACCGCCCACAGUGCCCAACGACUACAUGACCAGCCCUGCUCGACUAGGCAGCCAGCACAGCCCUGGACGCACUGCAUCGCUCAACCAGAGACAAAGAACCCACAGGUAACUAACAUGCACACUAGGGAGGCAGGUAGCCUAGUGGUUAAGAGAGUUUGGCCAGUAACCGAAAGGUCGCUGGUUCGAAUCCCUGAUCCGACUAGGUGAAAAAUCUGUCUGUGCCCUUGAGCAAGGCACUUAAUUCUAAUUGCUCCUGUAAGUCAUUCUGGAUAAGAGCGUCUGCUAAAUGACAAAAAUGUAAAAAUGUGACGAUACCAGUAUCGCAAUAUAUUUUUUUUACACGAAGCAGACCAAACUCUUUGGUCCUUUAAAACCUGCUGUAUGUAAAAUAUUGUGUGCUAUAGCUUGGAAAAUAAAUAAUGUUUGUUUCCGACAUUAGGGCUGUUUUCCUGAAGAAGUUAAAUCCACUUUGUGUUUAAUUGCCACGAUACUAACCAGUAUCACGGUACUGGUAUCGUCCCGGCCCUAAUGCACACGCACACGCACACACACGCACACAGACACACACCUGCAUGCAGACAGAUGGAUAGACACACACACUAUUGUGUUCUUCAUUAUUGUCCUACUCAACAGCUCUAAAUGUCUCUCCCACAGCCUCUGUGUGCUAACAUGGAUAUGACAAAAGGAACCCUCCCCAAAUAAUUUGUAUCCCCUAUGUCUUACAAAUAUUUAUAAUCUCUUCACUUUAGUUUAUCAGUUUAAUGUGCUUUCACACCUCCCUCUCCCAAAUACUGUAAAUCCAACAUUCAACUGACAAGACCUGGAAGGCUUCAGACAUUUGCGAAUGAAUGUUCCUCAAAGCCUGCGGUGUAAAGUGUCCUUCGAAAUCCUAAGUCCUCUGUACAUUUAGACCCCUGCCACGAUUAGCUGAAAUGUGUCAGUCAGAAAGCCACGCUGUGAGAGCUGAGAUAUGAGUUACGAGUGAUUUUAAAGUUGCUUCAUUAGUUAAGAAGGCUGUGCUGCUGACUGAAAUGGUCAUAAAUAUUACAUCACUUUUCUUUUUUUCUCCUCUUCCUCUAUCAUUUUGGCACACGCUACUCCCGUUCCCUUACUUUGCUAUUUUCUCUCCUCUUUGUUCUUUCUCUCUUUUGCUUGUUCCCACUCUCCCUCUCUCCCAUUGAGUCAUGGGAGAGUGCAUCUUCAGCAGGUAGCCAGGUUUGCCCUGUUUUAGAUGAGUAGAUGUGGACGCAGGUGGUGCUGCAUACUAAAUUAGGAACCAUCAUUUGAUAUGGUUAUAAAAUGCUUUAGUCUCAUUUGACAUGUUAUCACACAUCAAUACUGCAGGACAAAUAGUUCACGAAAUAUCAUACAUAUGUACAAUAAAUUGUGUUCAAUACAACACACCAAGACUGCCAGUAAGACUGCUGCUUUUUGUCCUUGCCCGUCUAUCAGCAACCAAUGAAGGUCUUUCAAACCAGGUGAUUUCACCUUAACUUUAAUUGCUCAAACAAUAUCAGACUUUUACGGUUAUGGAGGAGCAUAAACUCAAUCAACCUCGGUUAAGGGUUAUGGAGCAGCAAAACGAACAUACUGCAGCCUUCUAGGUUGGGAGUUGUGCACCACUGCAGUACAUUCAAAAACCUGGAUCCUUGUGUAAUCUCAUCCGAAGUGAUAUAGAGCAACCACUGGUGUACUCAUCCUCUCCCUGACCUGGAACUGUUCAGACCCAGAGACAGACUGUGUGUUGCUGUUCUGUCCUAUCUGCUCUCUUAAUACCUCCCACACACAGACACACACUCACUCACUCAGCUCAUCAGUCUCUGCCAUCUGUACCUGCCUGAGCCCUGAUUCAAUAAGUGUGUAUGUGUGCGCCUGCAUGGUGGGAGUCAAGCUUUCACCAACUCUGUGUUGUGGUGGUCUGAUUUAUAUGAAAUUUGAUCACUAGCGAUGUGGUUGGGCUAGAGACCGAAACGAGAGGCUGAGAGACAGACGAGCGUAGGAUGGAACUAGAGAUGGAGCACUAUAGACGAGGGAGAGAGAGAAGAUUGAGAAAGAGGUGAUUUAAUUUCAGCUACUGAAAGGGAUGGCAAGACAGAACUAACAGUGAAAGGCAGACAGGCUGGGAGAUGUGCAUUCUUAUCUCACAUAAACCCCUCUAUCUUCCCCUUUUCUCAGCCUCACUGGAUUUCAUAGUCAUAGUAGACCCCUGACUCCUCCCCUCCCAUCCUUCUAGGUGGAACUGAGCCCCUGUAAUGUGAUUCACGGUGACGGGACCCCCUGCUGCCAGCCCCCCCAAAGAAGCCCAGGCUAGACUGGCAGGGAAGGGUAGGGAGCAGGAUCUGGGCCAGGGUUGAAGAGAUGGAGGGAUGGAGGGAGGAAGGUGGGUGGGGGGCGGGAUUACUAGCCAGACCAUUGAUCUGACAGCCUCCAGGUCAGCUGCAGGGCAAGACAGGGCUUAUCGGCUGGCUUUGACAUAAUGCAUCUCCUAUGGUAUACACUGAGUGUACAAAACAUUAAGGACACCCUUUCCAUGACAUAGACUGACCAGGUGAAUCCAGGCGAAAGCUAUGAUCCCUUAUUGAUGUCACUUGUUGUGCGUGCAACUCAAUAUUAGGAAGGUGUCCUUAAUGUUUUGUACUCACUGUAGAUGUACUGUAUUGACCACAAUAUAUCUGCUGUAUGUAAUGUCAAUCUGAAAUUCUUGAUAAAUGUAAAUAUGUCCUCCAAACAGAUUUUGAUAAACGCAAUAUAAAUGGUGUAGUAGUACUGAAGGGCUUUUUCAUGGUAUGAUAUUUUUUUAAAAGCUUUCUCUUUCCCUGUGACUGAACGGUUGCCGUGUAGAAUUUUAAAUAGGACAUGGGCAUACGUGCAUACCGGCUGUCGCCUCUGCGGGUUGCCCUGAAUACAUUUUAUAUUCUCUCUCUCUUUCUCCCUUUCUCUCUCCCUCUCUCUCUCUCUCUCCCUCUCUCUAGUGGUAGCAGUGGGGGUAGUGGCAGCAGGGAGAACAGCGGGAGCAGCAGUAUUGGCAUUCCCAUCGCUGUGCCUACGCCCUCCAUUCCUAACUCUGGACCAGGUGAGCGGGAGUUAACUGUACUGUAUAGGAACACGGGGUCAAGUAUGCUGUGGAUGUUGGAAUCUUGAUGUGUUAUCUCUCCUAAGCCACCAUCUUCUCUCGCUCACUCUCUCUCUCUCUCUCUCUGUGUGUCUACCUGUGUGUAUGCAUUGUGACUACACCAGAAACAUUCAUUCAUAAACACAUAUACUACUCUCUCAUUGAAAAUCCAUAUCAUGAAGUCAAGUGUGUACUAGCACAGACAGAAAAUGCACAGAACACAUACACUCACAUCACACAAGGGGAAAAUAUAAACUAAGUGUAAAUGAGUUGUGCUGCUGGAGGACUGAGUGAGUGAGAGGGGUUAUUUAGAACAAAGCUAAUCUUACCAGACAGACUGCUCAUAAAGACCUAUUGUGUUCUGAGAUUCUCUCUCUCUCUCUCUCUCGCUGUGUAAACAGGCCAUCCUGUAUUAGGGUGGCUCAAUGGUAAAGAGCAUAGAAAACGACCGGUUGUUUUCUAGUUGGAAAUGGAACAUGGAGUUUAGAAGUGUGAGAUGAGGUGUCCUUUUGGCCUGUUGAGGUAGAGCAAGGAGAUGGAGAGAGAGAGAGGAGCUGGAUAUUAGUGACAGGAUAUCAGGCCAGCAAGACUAGAGUUGUCUGUAAGCCUGUCGCCAUGGUAACCCUCAAUCCAUACUAUAUAACCACAGCAGUGUGUGUGUCUCUAACCUUCUCUUUCUUCCAAAGGGGUUGUUGUAUGAAAAUUAAUGUGUUAAUUGUAUGUAAAAGUGUUGUAAAAUGGUACCUAACACCAACAUUGCCAACCAGCUUGAACCCCCAAUCAGUCACUAACGGAGCGGUUCUGACGCACUUGUUUCAGUCCCGCCAAUGUCCGCUCCCCCCGGAGCCCCUCCCCCACCCCCUCCUCCACUUCCUGGUCCUCAGGCUCCUCCACCUCCUCCUCUCCCGGGGCACAGCACGCCAGGGGCCCGAGUGGCUCCUGCAGUGAUAGGUGAGCCCAAAGAACCACAAACCACUAUACUGUACCGCCACCAAUGGACAAUCAUCGAACCACCUCCUCUCUGGCUUUCCUGGCUGUCACUAUGGGAGGGUGUACAGGUGUGAGAAAGUGCGCAUGGUUUGUGUGUGUACCUCUUCCAGCCUGGUGUUUUAACCAUGGGUCAAUCCGGUGGUGGUGGUGGUGGUGGUGGUGGUGCUUGGGUUCUUGUUCUCUAUCUGCAUCCAGGUUAUGUCCCAAAUGGGACACAGCCCCAGACAGUGCACUGAAGAAGUCUCUAAUGGAACAAUGUUCUCUUCAGGCCCUAGGCCCCAGAAGCCAGUACGCAUUCAAUUUGGACAUUUCCAUGCAGCCCCCGGGCUAUAUUUGAUUAAAUUACCAACCCCUAUUUACUUUGUUCAAUUGAUUUUACAAAGUUCAAAAUGACCACACAGAUAUAUUUACAAAUCUUCCAAAUGCCAGUUCCAAAACACUUUGAUAAGGGAACAGGGAAGAGACUUCUUCUGAACAGGUGCUAAUCAACCAAUGACCAGCUGCAUUGAAAUUAUGUAUGUGUGGUUGAUUUGACUCAAUGUCUCGGGUCAUAAUAUGAAGUCCGUUAAAUCGGCUUGUAUCUGUUCCAUUGUGGUGGUGUGUGUCUUAUGGGACUGUUGGGUUUUCCAAAGCAGUGUGUGAAGGGUUUGAUUUGAUUGAUUGUCAUAGCUUUAAUGUACAGGGACUGUAUGUAUCAAGUGUCUCAGAGUAGGAGUGCUGAUAUAGGAUCAGGUUAGCCUUUUUUUUAUCAUAAUGAAUAAGAUUAUAUGGACAAAAGGGACCUGAUCCCAGAUCAGCACUCCUACUCCGAGAUGCUUUGUGAAUAUGGACCUUCGUCUUCAUGUAUGGCUGUAUGGGUUUUUGGAUGUACUAUCAAUGUGCAAUGUUACAGAUUGUGUCUUAUGGUUGAGUGAUGUGACUGUCAGGGAUGCAGCAAUGUUACAACAUGUCGUGACAACCAACAUACCAAUUAUGACAACUGACAUAACCCUGCUAUGAGCCUGUGCUAUCAUUCAAGAUGGCCGCUACAACAACAACAAACUGCUACAAAUCGAGAAAUAAACUAUUUUUUCCUCAGGUCAUCAAACAACAGUAGAAUUGUGGGGUCCAUACUUAUUAACUCUUUCCUCAGGUCUAAACCAUAUGGUAACGGUUAGCUUUUCCCAUUGGAAAACAUGUCACAAUUAGUCGGCUUGCUACCACAAGUCACUUAUGGUUUAUUUUCUUGUAACUGGGCGUAGAGACCAAGGGUCAGUCAAAGGGACAUUCUGGACAUGUUUUCAUCUAUAUGUUUACUCCAUGGCCUGUUCCCCUGAGUCCAAACUUGUUCCGGUUCCACCCAUCAAUAUCUGAGAGGAGGGCUUCUCCAGAGAGCUACUGUGAUCAUUCUACACUCACACUCACAUACACACUCACUCACCAGUAUCUGAGAGGAGAGCUUCUCCAGAGAGCUACUGUUAUCUGACCCAGUCAACAGGAAAUAUCCAACUAGAGGAAAACACAUUCUACACACACACACACUUUCAUAUUUACUGCACACUCACUCAUCCACACACACGCACUCCCUCAUUGAAAUAUGUUUGACGACACAAUCAUGAAAUAUGUUUAACUGCUGUAGUAAUAUUUAUUGUUGUGAAAAUGCUGACGUGUGACAAAUGGCAGGCUUCUAGAAAACCAAAUGGAUUGGUUGUAGUCGGUGUAAAUUAAAUCUAUACUGAAAUUUGAACACUGUGCCGCAAACCUUGUGUAUGCUUAAAAUGUGUGUACUUCUGAAAACUUCCUCAUACCGUAUAACUAAAUCUACCUGUGACGUGUCUAUCUAGUGCACAUUUUUAUAUCAUCCAAAAAGUCCUGCAAUUUCAUUUGAAUAAGGCAAAGAACGUGUGUCACUGUGUAAAUACUGCAAUGCAGGUUCAAUUGCAUUGAGCCCAAAACCCAUUUACAGUGGAGUGACAGAACGCCCCAGGGGAAGCCUAAGGAGCUAUCCCCUUUUAACUGCCUCCUUCUAGCCUCAAAUCAUGUCUUCUAUUCUCCCCUGCCUCUUUUACAAAACAAAUGUACAUUGGUGCACAAGUAAUCAUGAUUAUAUCAAGCAUGCUUUUAGGGUAGAGGUUUUGUGAUUGUAGCCAAUGAUAGAUGGAAGUAAACAUUUUUGCACUAAAGGAACACAUCCAGGCAUAAAUCAACAGUGGAGCACUCCUCAUGACUCCUUUACAUUAUGACUUCUCCAUCAGGAUUGGCUGUGGUGUUGCCUGUCCCUCCCCCUUCCCUCUUCUGGGUCUCUGUGAUUGGUGGUGAUGCAGGUGGUUCAGUUGCUUUGGGGAUCCAAUGAUUGCUCUGUCGAUUUUGGGUCUACUCUGUUAUUGGGUGUCGCUGAUUCAUUUGCUGGGUUCUCUCUCCCUCUUUCUGUCCUCCCCUUUGUAAUUACCUCUCCCUUCCUCUCUCUGACUCUCCCUCCCCUCCUCUCUGACUCUCCCUCCCCUCCUCUCUGACUCUCCCUCCCCUCCUCUCUGACUCUCUCUCCCCUCCUCUCUGACUCUCCCUCCCCUCCUCUAUCCCUUUCUUUCUCUCUCUCUUUCUGUGGGUGUUUCUACUCCAGCGGUGACUCCCGGGCCUGGUCUGGGCCCCAUCCCCAUGUCCCAGUUCGGCACCAUCUCAAGGCAGAUCUCGCGGCACAACUCCACCACCUCCUCGGUCUCCAUGGUUUCGGCCACGGGCACCUACCGCCGGGCGCCGUCCGUCACCUCCCAGUUCUCCCUGCAGCAGCAGCAGGCCCUACAGCUUCAACAACAGCAGCAGAUACAGCAGCCGUACAUUAACGGGGGCACCCCCGCCUACCCCCACAACUCAAGUAAGAUGCUCACGUCCCCCCCCACCAACACCCGUCUAUUAGACGGGAGAUGGAUAGUUUCCCCCAUGAACUCCUAGCAAAGGGGAGAUACACUAUAUCACUCUCUUAGAACAGGGUUCACUCCCCACUGUUGAGUUCUGCAAUUCUCACUGGGUGCCACAGAAGCUGAUUACAUCACUGUGACUACAUCAGUAUGUCACCUAGCAUGUCCCUCUGGUACACAAAUACUACAUGUACACAGGAAAUGGAAACGAUCAGAUGUCUGUGUCGUCCACGUUCUAAACUGUGAUAAGCUUUGCAGGCCAGCGUUGUUGGGUUUGUUGUUAAAUGCCGGCGGUGGUGACGGUUACUUUGUCCUGAAGGGUAGUUUCUUCAAAGCAGUAGUAUUAACUUGCCUCCUGUCUCAAAGUGCAGGUUAACGUAUGUAUUUCUCUCUGGUGAACGUCUUGUGCAUUGACGAAGAAUGCUUUCUUGUCCUCGGAUUUUCCAGCUGAUACAAUCCAGGCAAUCGAUAUACAGUGGCUUGCGAAAGUAUUCACCCCCCUUGGCAUUUUUCCUAUUUUGUUGCCUUACAACCUGGAAUUAAAAUUGAUUUUUGGGGGGGUUUGUGUCAUUUGAUUUACACAACAUGCCUACCACUUUGAAGAUGCAAAAUAUUUUCUUGUGAAACAAACAAGAAAGAAGACAAAAAAACAGAACUUCAGCAUGCAUAACUAUUCACCACCUUUUGCAGCAAUUACAGCUGCAAGUCUCUUGGGGUAUGUCUCUAUAAGCUUGGCACAUCUAGCCACUGGGAUUUUUGCCCAUUCUUCAAGGCAAAACUGCUCCAGCUCCUUCAAGUUGGAUGGGUUCCGCUGGUGUACAGCAAUCUUAAAGUCAUACCACAGAUUCUCAAUUGGAUUGAGGUCUGGGCUUUGACUAGGCCAUUCCAAGACAUUUAAAUGUUUCCCCUUGAACCACUCGUUUGUUGCUUUAGAAGUAUGCUUAGUGUAAUUGUCCUGCUGGAAGGUGAACCUCCGUCCCAGUCUCAAAUCUCUGAAAGACUGAAACAGGUUUCCCUCAAGAAUUUCCCUGUAUUUACCGCCAUCCAUCAUUCCUUCAAUUCUGACCAGUUUCCCAGUCCCUGCCGAUGAAAAACAUCCCCACAGCAUGAUGCUGCCACCACCAUGCUCCACUGUGGGGAUGGUGUUCUCGGGGUGAUGAGAGGUGUUGGGUUUGCGCCAGACAUAGCGUUUUCCUUGAUGGCCAAAAAGCUCAAUUUUAGUCUCAUCUGACCAGAGUACCUUCUUCCAUAUGUUUGGGGAGUCUCCCACAUGCCUUUUGGCAAACACCAAACGUGUUUGCUUAUUUUUUUCUUUAAGCAAUGGCUUUUUUCUGCCCACUCUUCCGUAAAGCCCAGCUCUGUGGAGUGUACAGCUUAAAGUGGUCCUAUGGACAGAUACUCCAUUCUCCGCUGUGGAGCUUUGCAGCUCCUUCAGGUAUCUUUGGACUCUUUGUUGCCUCUCUGAUUAAUGCCCUCCUUGCCUGGUCCGUGAGUUUUGGUGAGCGGCCCUCUCUUGGCAGGUUUGUUGUGGUGCCAUAUUCUUUCCAUUUUUUAAUAAUGGCUUUAAUGGUGCUCCGUGGGAUGUUCAAAGUUUCGUAUAUUUUUUUUAUAACCCAACCCUGAUCUGUACUUCUCCACAACUUUGUCCCUGACCUGUUUGGAGAGCUCCUUGGUCUUCAUGGUGCCGCUUGCUUGGUGGUGCCCCUUGCUUAGUGGUGUUGCAGACUCUGGGGCCUUUCAGAACAGGUGUAUAUAUACUGAGAUAAUGUGACAGAUCAUGUGACACUUAGAUUGCACACAGGUGGACUUUAUUUAACUAAUUAUGUGACUUCUGAAGGUAAUUGGUUGCACCAGAUCUUAUUUAGGGGCUUCAUAGUAAAGGGGGUGAAUACAUAUGCACGCACCACUUUUCCGUUAUUUAUUUAGUAUAAUCUUUUGAAACAUGUAAUUUUUUUCACUUCACCAAUUUGGACUAUUUUGUGUAUGUCCAUUACAUUAAAUCCAAAUAAGAAUCCAUUUAAAUUACAGGUUGUAAUGCAACAAAAUAGGAAAAACGCCAAGGGGGAUGAAUACGUUUGCAAGGCACUGUAUGCAAGGACUGCAGAGUCGCUGCUUUUUGGUCUCCGUUUAAGUACGAUCUGAAGUUUUCUUAAAUCACAAUUUCUUAGUGUUUUCACAACUGUUUUAAUAUAUUUUCCCUUUCUCCCCAUUUCCCAAAAUGUACUAGCCAGCUUCCACAAGGUGACUCCAGCUCAAGGUGUCCAUUCAGCACAGUGUUUAUUUUUAGUCAUGUCCUGUACCCUUCAACACGAACUCAAGUGGGACGACACACACACACAGGCUUGGUGAUGUGCAGGCGUACUGAACUCAAUAAUGUCAUUAAGUCCUGGAAAAGCUAAAAGGAUUUAGAAUAAAAUGUGAGAAACUCAAGCCGGCAGCAGCCACCUGUGCUGUUUUGAAUUGAGAUUCGACUCCUCUCUCUCAUUCACUUGCCCUGUAAAAGACCGGCUGGCGUUAAAUCUUCCUAUCACAAUGUUAACAGGCAUCACAGUGUGCAGAGGUUUGUCAUUUGGAUGGUAAGAUCCGUCAGCACUAAGAGGACACGGGUUGUGUCCCAAGUGGCUCCCUAUUCCCCAUAGGACUCUGGUCAAAAGUAGUGCACUUUAUAGGGAAUAGGUUGUCAUUUGGGAUGCACCCACAUAAUAUAGGAGGAGGAAGACAGUGACAUCAUGAACCAGUGGCUGUUCCAUAGCAUGACCUCAUGCAGCUGUCAAUGAGACACUUCUCCAAGCAUAUGGGUGGAGUGUAUGGAGGUGGCAUCACAUGCUUGGUUCAGUAAAGAUCAUGACUUGGGCAUGGGGUUGACCUCAAAAGCCUAUAGAUCAAGAGCAAGCUUAAACCACCAUUAUCAGUAGCCUAUUUGGGAUGGCAUUGAAUGAUUUUAAUAUUGCCCCAAUCAUGUCAAAAAUGUCAUAACAUUCUUAUUUGAUUUCAGACAGAAACAUCAAACUGUCACAAGAUAAAUGUAGGCAGUGUGGACAUUUGCAACAUGCUAAACACACACACACACUCUCUCUCUUCCACCUGAACUGCGUCCAAAAUGGCACCCAAUUCCUUAUAAACUGAUGUGACGAGUGCGUUGUCCCUGACGCUGACCUCUAAGGUUUACAGGUUAUUUUAAGAUGGUGGCACUCUUCACGCCACUGUUUGUGAAUGUAACUCGGUUCAUUGAGAGCCAGGGUUAUUAGGGUUGCACACAGCACCUCUCUCUGGACGUGUGCCGACGCUACAAUCAUCUCAUUCAGAUUGUGAUUAGGAGCAGGAAAUAGCAACAACAAUCAAACCUAAUCCCUUUUUAAUCCCUCAAUCUGUACCACCACUGAAUACCUGGGGAGAUCUGGACUCAGUCUCUGGACUAAAAACCCCAAGCAUAGACUCUGUUUCUAUGCUUUGUCUCUUAGUACACAUAUUACACACAUUUCCUUGUAGAAGUGCACAAAACUCAUGACUAACCUUGCAACGUGCGUGUCUCUUAAUUCUUGCAAUGAUAGUAUUGACUUGGGUUGGGGUACUCUGUCUGUUUCACUUAAUAUUUAGGAUAGCAUUGACUUGGGUUGGGGUACUAUGUCUGUUUCACUUAAUAUUUAGGAUUGCAUUCACUUGGGUUGGGGUACUCUGUCUGUUUCACUUAAUAUUUAGGAUAGCAUUGACUUGGGUUGGGGUACUAUGUCUGUUUCACUUAAUAUUUAGGAUUGCAUUCACUUGGGUUGGGGUACUAUGUCUGUUUCACUUAAUAUUUAGGAUUGCAUUCACUUGGGUUGGGGUACUAUGUCUGUUUCACUUAAUAUUUAGGAUUGCAUUCACUUGGGUUGGGGUACUAUGUCUGUUUCACUUAAUAUUUAGGAUUGCAUUCACUUGGGUUGGGGUACUAUGUCUGUUUCACUUAAUAUUUAGGAUUGCAUUCACUUGGGUUGGGGUACUAUGUCUGUUUCACUUAAUAUUUAGGAUUGCAUUCACUUGGGUUGGGGUACUAUGUCUGUUUCACUUAAUAUUUAGGAUUGCAUUCACUUGGGUUGGGGUACUAUGUCUGUUUCACUUAAUAUUUAGGAUUGCAUUCACUUGGGUUGGGGUACUAUGUCUGUUUCACUUAAUAUUUAGGAUUGCAUUCACUUGGGUUGGGGUACUAUGUCUGUUUCACUUAAUAUUUAGGAUUGCAUUGACUUGGGUUGGGGUACUAUGUCUGUUUCACUUAAUAUUUAGGAUUGCAUUGACUUGGGUUGGGGUAUUCUGUCUGUUCUGGGUGACUGAUAUCUGUACUCCUCUUUGUCCUCUCUGUCUACUUUAUAUCCUUGCUUUCUCUAUUUUGUUUUGUGUGUGUGUGGCGGCUUCCAGUGUCUAUUGCUCCACCUCCUCCCCCCAUGCCCCAGCUGACUCCACAGAUACCUCUGACAGGCUUUGUGGCCAGGGUGCAGGAGAACAGUAAGUCCUGAGGCCCAACACACGCUCUCCUUUUCCCCCUAGAUCUAGAACGCCUCCAUAGAUCUAGAACACCCACAUAGAGCUAGAACACCUCCAUACAUCUAGAACUAGAUGUAGAACAUCUCCAUAGAUCUAGAACUAGAUGUAGAACAUCUCCAUAGAUCUAGAACUAGAUGUAGAACAUCUCCAUAGAUCUAGAACUAGAUGUAGAACACCUCCGUAGAUCUAGAACACCUCCGUAGAACUAGAUGUAGAACAUCUCCAUAGAUCUAGAACUUGAUGUAGAACACCUCCAUACAUCUAGAACUAGAUGUAGAACAUCUCCAUAGAUCUAGAACUAGAUCUAGAACUAGAUGUAGAACAUCUCCAUAGAUCUAGAACUAGAUGUAGAACACUUCCGUAGAACAUCUCCAUAGAUUUAGAACUUGAUGUAGAACACCUCCGUAGAUCUAGAACUAGAUGUAGAACACCUCUAUCUGUCAAUCACACGCAGCAUGCCUUGUGCCUGUUCACUCAUCUAUCUGUUUGUCUGUCUUAUGCUGGACACUAAACAUCCUUAAUAUCAUCAUCCUCAUUUAUUGUCUGUGUUAAUAAGUAGUGAUCUCAGACAGACACAUGCUUAUUGCCAUUGGCACCCAUUGCUUUCUUCAGUGCUCCAUUCCAGGAUUAUUCAGGAAAAUGUACAAUGGAAUUGGCAGCUGAAAUGGUAUUUCCACAAAGUCCCAUGUGUGAGAUAAGGCAUAUGUUAAGUAUAAUUUCACUAAGAAAUGCACUGUAUGAGCGGAAGGACUAAACGUAUGCACAUUUAUUGUGCGUGUGAUCAACAGAGAAAUAGUGUGCAUGCUUUUAUGUAACGCUAAAGAAGCUUAGCCUGCUAUUGUUAGACAGAUUUAUGUCUGUGUUAAACAGAUUUAUGUUACUGUCAGAAUUGAAAUACCACAAUUUUAUUGGUGUUUCUUAAGAGUAUGACGGCUUUAAAAUUUGAUUUGUUUUGAAAUCACAGAAAAGCACUUUUCCCUGUAAAUCAUAAUACAUUUCCUUGGACUUGGGGUCAUAAAAUGGAGCAGGGUUGGCACUCUGGAACAUGACUGAUAGGAGGACAGGGUUCUCUGCUGCCCUCUAUUGAAAGUAGUUGCAGCUCAGUGUGUGUGGGUAUAGUACUGCAUCCCUCUAAGAUAGUCACAAGUAAUCCUGCAACUUCUUUGUCGUGCUAACUGAGAUGAAUAAUUCAUGAUAUUUUACAACAAACACAAAAAGAGAAUUCAAAUGUUGUGGGAAGAUGAUGGAAAUAGAAUGUCCAAACAAGUUUACAUUACAUGCAGCAUUGCCUUAGUGGCAAAGAACACUUGUAACCAAAUUACAUUUCUUAACAAGUGACUUGAACAAGUGACCUGGAGGAACAAAAUAAGCAUGCCAACAACUCGCUGUCAUGCAUUUGGUCGUUGACCGACUAACCAUCGGUGUCUGGCAUAUACACACCCCUGCAUGUUGCUCUGCCACGAUUGCAUGGUUUUGCAUGGUUUUUCUGUACAGUUGGGCUUGGUUGCAUGUGCAGCCCACAUUUAAUGUACUGUUUCCUUCCUCCCAGUUUCAGGCAGCGUUCCUAAUCUAAUUUCUCUCCCCCUCCUCUACUGCCGUUUGGCAGUUGCGGACACACCUACUCCGCCUCCCCCUCCUCCGCCGGAUGACCUGCCCAUGUUUGAUGAGGCUCCUCCCCCUCCUCCACCCCCGCCAGUUGACUACGAGGAGGAAGAGGAAGCAGCUGUGGUGCACUACAGCGACCCUUAUGCUGACGGAGACCCCCAGUGGGCACCCAAGAGCUACAUAGAGAAAGGUGUGCCUCAGGGCUUAAUACCGAUACCACUCUACUUCACUGAAUGCUGCUCUUCUUCUUCUUCUCCCUCCCUACCAUACCCUUCACAUUUAUGUAAUCUACACUGCACUAUUCAACUACUUAAGCACUUUCAUGCUUAAUAGGUUCAAAGGGCAAACCCUUUCUAGAAUAGGGAGAAUCUCAAUUGCAUUUAGCGUCUGCCAUUUAGCGUCUGCUAAAUGGCUUAUUAUUAUUAUUAUUAUUAUUAUUAUUAUUAUUAUUAUUGAUUCCUCACCUUGUUCUCAAAACCCAUUGGAUGAGAACGUCAGAGGGGCGGGACCUCUGACCACCUCAUCCAAUGGGUUUUGAGAAGGAGAGAGGACGUGAGGAAUUAAGGGAAUGCAAUCGAGAUUUCCCCUCACUGAUGUUUUCCCCUCUUUCCUCCUCAGUGGUUGCCAUCUACGACUACACGGCGGAUAAAGACGAUGAGCUGAGCUUCAUGGAGGGAGCCAUCAUUUACAUAAUCAAGAAGAACGAUGAUGGCUGGUUCGAGGGCCUAAGCAGCGGAGUCACAGGCCUGUUCCCUGGCAACUACGUAGAGUCCAUCAUGCACUAUGCCGACUGA
Messenger RNA from Coregonus sp. 'balchen', 15156 nucleotides. The record is from the annotation of a GenBank genome assembly. Lineage: Eukaryota; Metazoa; Chordata; Actinopteri; Salmoniformes; Salmonidae.